UCUAGCCGGCUGCAUUGGAGCUGACGGUUUCGUAACCACUCCACAACAUCUCUCUAUCCACCACUGAUCACUGAUCCCUAAACCAUCUCAGCAGCCUCGUCCCACAACUCGGCUAGCCACCUAACAGCACACAUCCCCACACACCGUCCGUUCCCAAUCCCCAAUCCUCCAAAGUGGCGCCAUCAUCGCCAUUCCGCCUGUUCGUUCUUGCCCUUGUCAUCUUCGCAGGCUCACUCUUCAUUCUGGCUCCUUCUUUCCGUCUCGGGCCCCGCCUGUCGUCCAUAUAUAGUCACCUCCGACCAGCCGCAACAGCAGCUACUUCGAGGCCCCCUUGGACUGCAACCGCUCCGAUAACUACUUCCACCAUGGCGCCGGCUCAGUACCGUACGCCGCCGCAGGCACCCCCGCUCUUCACGGCUACGACGGCCUCGCUGGUCGCUGAUGCGAAGAAGCUAUGCGCCAACUCCAAGAGCGUGAUGGACAACAUCGUCAGCUCCGUUAAGCCGGAGGAUGCCGCAUUCCAGAGCGUCGUUCUGCCUAUGGCGGUCGAUGAGAACGAGGGCUCUCUCGAGGCCCGCAUCAUCGGCUUCUACCAGGCUGUAUCAACCGACAAGGCGCUGCGUGAUGCUAGUACCGAGGCUGAGAAGAUAAUGGAUGAGUUUGCGAUCGAGGCGAGUAUGCGCGAGGACGUGUAUAAGCUGGUCGAAGCGGCGUUCCAAAAGGGCGCAAAGCUCGACCCGGAGAGCCAGCGGUUGUUGGAGAAGGAGCGAAAGAGUUAUAUCCGCAAUGGUCUGGGGUUGCCGGCUGGGCCGAAGAGGGACAGGUUCAAGGAGAUCAAGUUGAGAUUGAGUCAGAUUAGCACUGAUUUCCAGAAGAACCUGAAUGAGGAGGAUGGAGGCAUUUGGGUUACGAGGGACGAGAUGAAGGGCGUCCCUGAGGAUGUGUUGGGUGGGUUGGAGAAGGGGACUGGGGAAAAUGAGGGGAAGUUGAGGCUGAGCUUCAAGUACCCUGAUCUGUUCCCGACGCUCAAGUUUGCACUCAGUGCCGAGUUGAGGCAGAAGCUGUUCAUUGAGAACGAGAACAAGUGCAACGUCAACGUCCCUCUCUUUAAGGAGGCUAUUGUCCUUCGUGACGAGGCUGCCAGACUUCUGGGCUACCCCGAUCACGCUACCUUCAGGAUUGAAGACAAGAUGGCCAAGACCCCCAAGACUGUCCUUGAUUUCUUGGGCGACUUGAGGACCCAAUUGGCCCCGGGAGGCGUCAAGGAGACUGAGCACCUCAAGGAAUUGAAGGUGGCCGACCUGAAGAGCCGCGGCCUGGAAGGCACCUAUGACGGCAACUACUACCUCUGGGAUCACCGCUUCUACGACCGCCUGAUGGUCGAGCAGGAGUACACCAUCGACGAGCAGAAGAUCGCCGAGUACUUCCCCCUCGAAUCUACGGUCAACAGCAUGCUCAACAUCUUUGAGUCCCUCUUCGGUCUCGUCUUCGUCGAGAUUGAAGGUGAGGCCCGCGACGCCCUCUCCCCCACCGGUAAGCGCGAUGACAUCGUCUGGCACGAAGACGUUAAGCUCUUCAGCGUCUGGGAUGAUGCUGGUGAGGGCGGUGCCUUCUCUGGUUACCUUUACCUUGAUCUCCACCCCCGCCCUGGAAAGUACGGCCACGCCGCCAACUUCAACCUCCAGAGCGGCUUCGUGGCCGCGAACGGCACGCGCCGCUACCCCGCCACAGCGCUCGUAUGCAACUUCUCCAAGCCGACGGCCGACAAGCCAUCGCUCCUCAAGCACGACGAGGUCGUCACGCUCUUCCACGAGCUGGGUCACGGAAUCCACGAUCUCGUUGGCCGCACGCAGUACUCUCGCUUCCACGGGACUAGCGUCGUGCGAGAUUUCGUCGAGGCGCCUAGUCAGAUGCUGGAGAACUGGUGCUGGGCUCCCGCGCAGCUUAAGGGACUUAGCAAGCACUACGUCUCUGGGGAAGCUAUCCCCGAUGACCUUAUUGAGAAGCUGAUUGGGACAAAACACGUCAACGAUGCGCUGUUCAACCUUCGCCAGCUUCAUUUCGGUACCUUCGACAUGGCGGUCCACACGCCCAAGACACACGAGGAGGCCAUCGGACUGGAGAUCUCAGAGCUGUACAACAAGCUUCGCAUGCAGAUCUCGGGGAUGAAGGGACCAGAGGAGCUUGGCCAGGGUAAUGCUUGGGGUAACGGCCCUGCGACAUUUGGACAUCUGAUCGGAGGGUACGAUGCCGGAUACUACGGGUACCUGUCGUCGCAGGUCUACUCGGCGGACAUGUUCCACAGCGUGUUCGCGAAGGACCCGAUGAGCGCGGUGGAGGGGAGACGCUAUAGGCAUAUGGUGCUUGAGAAGGGUGGGAGCCAGGAUGAGAUGGUGACUCUGGAGGCGUUCUUGGGACGGAAGCCGAGCACCGAGGCGUUUUACCGCGAGUUGGGGAUUGUGGGUAAAUGAUAGACAGAGAUUGGAUGGUAUUGGAAUAAGAAUAUCUCUAGACCCUACUAAGAGUAUACAACCUUGCAGCGA
Molecule: messenger RNA, 2543 nt
Organism: Pseudogymnoascus verrucosus
Lineage: Eukaryota; Fungi; Ascomycota; Leotiomycetes; Thelebolales; Thelebolaceae
Exons: 2
Coding region: 366-2471 (701 amino acids)
Biological process (GO): proteolysis; peptide metabolic process
Cellular component (GO): mitochondrial intermembrane space
Molecular function (GO): metalloendopeptidase activity
Source: RefSeq, a predicted model, not a curated record